Molecule: messenger RNA, 1196 nt
Organism: Phyllotreta striolata
Lineage: Eukaryota; Metazoa; Arthropoda; Insecta; Coleoptera; Chrysomelidae
Source: the annotation of a GenBank genome assembly
CUAAAUUUCGUUUGAAGCGUUUUGUUGAAACUUGUCCCAAUGUAUUUAAUUUUUGUUAUAUCAAUUUUUACAACAGUUUGUUCAACGCAAAAUCUCACAAAUAAUGGGGGUAAAAGUUACUUUUUCAAAAUGGGAAAAGCUAGCAACGAGUUUCGUGUAAAUAACCGCAUUAUGUACCUUAAUCAUAAUAUUACUGAUUUGGAAUUACCAGUCAUAGAAAGAAAAAGAGCUCAACAAACGGCCAAAUUACAUCCCAAACAAGAAUUCAACAUAUACUUAGAUGAAGAAUGGAACUACGAUCAUAAUAAAAAUUUUAGUAAAUACCACCUACCUAUGUUUGUUAACAAAUUUUACGAAUCUGCCAGUGUUGACCCGAAUCCAAAAAUAACGACAAGAAUUUUAUUCAACACUAACAGGAAUACAACCAAUCUAAUAAUUAAGUUUAAUUUGGAGAGUCUAAAAAACGAAGAUUCGACUAUUGAGGAUGCCGAUUUAUAUUUUUAUUGGCCGCUAAAAAAUAAUUCUAAGAUAUUUAGGGAAGCGGUGGUAUUGCGUCUGUAUCAAAUCGAAAAAAGCAAAACAGGAGAGUUUAAUCAGGCGGAUUUAGUAGGCAAUCCGGACACUCAUAAACUUUUUAAUGUUAUUUACGUUUCCAAAGCUCAUAAAGGUUGGCAGAUGUUCAACGUGAAAAAACCGAUUGAUAAUUGGCUAAAAGGCGAAGAGAACCUUGGAUUGAUUUUAACCAUUUCGAAUUACGAUACUAACGAAACUAUAGAAAUAUUUAACGAUACCAAUAUAGGCAAUUUCACUACAUUUAUUAUAACAAAAUCGCGAACUAACGACUCGUUAACCAACAAUACAGAAAAUAGAACUGUUAUCAGUCCAAACUACACGUCUUCCGAAUGCCAAAGGGAAGGUUGGAAUGUCGACUUCAGUACAAUGGGAUGGAAUAAAUUCGUAAUAUCUCCUGAGGAAUUCACCGCUUACGAUUGUAUUGGAAAAUGUACCAAGUCUACCAGAACUGACGAAAAUCAUUUCAAACUUUUGCACAUGUUCCAAAAAAGAACCGGUUGUUGUGUACCAACCAAGUACUUUCCUCUAACUAUGAUGUUUUUCGAUAGAUACGGCGACAUUGCUAUUAAAAAUUACGAUAAAAUGAUUGUAGCAGAAUGUGGAUGUAGAUAAAACGAUGAAGA